AUGAAGUUAUCCAAAAGACUCGUUAUAUGGUGGUUUGCACUCUCAGUUGUUGCCGCUAUGAACAUGGACCACAGUAUGAUGACAGAUGAUGAAAGUGAAGCCGAUGUUGAGAUCAGUACCUCAAUCGGAAGCAAUUUGUCAACCAUUGAACCAGUAGCUCAUGAAAUGAAACAUCAACAUGGGUUGCCCAUCUUAGAAACCAAAUUAACCCCAGCCGAAAGAGCCUACUGGGAAGCUUACAAUACUACAACUUAUUUCACCAUUGAUUCACCAAAAAAAUCGGCACUUUGGGUUCAUUGCUUUACUCUUUUUGCUACAUUCUUUGUUCUCUACCCAGUCUCAUUGGUUUUGAAUAAUGUCAAUUCAAAAUGGUAUUUGCCAACUUUACUGAUAAACCUCAUCAAUAUUGUCAUUUCAUUGAUUUGUUUAAAAGUGUUUGGUGCUUCGGUACCUGAUAUAUACCCAAAAAAUGCUUAUGCUAAAAUGUCAUGGAUCUUAUUAUUUGCAUUGAUUACUCAUUUUUGUUUAGCUGUUCUUUAUAGUGCCUCCAAAUGGGCUGCUGGUAUUGAUCUGGAUGGUGAUGAGGCUUAUAACCAACCGUUUAUUCCAUUAGAUGAUUUAGGAAAUGAUUCUAGACAUGAUCCUAGCAACGGAACUAACGUUGAUUUAGAAAGAAUGGCAUCGGGUGGUUCAAACUCACCAUCAACUCUGAUUGAUUCCCAUUCUGACAGAGAAAACAAGUACAAGGACUCAAUUGAAAAUCAAAAUGGAACUCAAAAUCUACCUUUUUAUGAUAAAGAUUCUUUAGACCUUGGUAAUGAAGAUGUUGAGUUCAAUACAAAUCCACCACCUCUCAGAUCACACUCUUCUUUUCUUGCAAGAGAUCAUUUUUUAAAUAAAAUUUUUCAAUCUCCAGUUGUUCAGAAUUUGUCGGGUAAAUUUCAUGUCUUUAUUAGCAUUUUAUUCAAAUGUUUCAACUAUCCUAUGCUAGGUUAUUUAUUCGUUUAUGUUAUAACUGGUAUAGCGGUCGGUAAUUUAUUCGGCAAGGCUAACAGAGUUUUUAACUUAUUGGCACAUUUCAUCAAAGGUGGUGUAUUUGUUACUUUAGGUAUCUUUUCAUUAGCUCGUUAUUGUGGUGCCCUAUCAAAAUCCGGUUUAGCAUGGAAUAAGGCUGUCAUCUUUAAAAAUCAAGUCAAUACUAGAUCAAUUUGGUAUAAAUUGACUCCUCAUGGCAUGAUCACUAUGGAAGGUUAUGAAAGUUUCUUAAUUUUCUUUUACGGUACCACAAAUGUGUUUUUGGAACAUUUGGCUUCUCCAGGUGGUGCAUGGGUUGCAAAAGAUUUACAACAUGUUUCAAUUGCAUUCAUGUAUAUCGGUAGUGGUCUUUGUGGUUUAAUCACUGAGCAUAUUCUAUCAGAAUGGAGGUUCAACCAAGUUUUAGUAAACACAAACAUUAACCCAACUGCUAUUCAUGCUGGUUCUCCAGGUUAUUCUCCAAACCCUUUCCCAGUUUUCACCAUCUUUUGGACAGGUAUUUUGAUGUCACAACAUGAACAAGCCUCUGAAGUUUCCACUAUGAUCCAUAUGCAAUGGGGUUACUUGUUAUCAUUUGGUUCAUUCUUUAGAUUAUUGACAUUUGUUCUUUUGAUGUUAGUCCCAAAUAAGAAUCUGAAUCCAGCAAGACCAUUCACUGAGUUGAUCACUUCUUUUGCUUUAAUCUGUGGUGGUGUCAUCUUUAUGCAAAGUACUGAUCAAGUUGUUGAGGCCUUGGAGUACAGAGGAUUGACAAGCAUGUUUAUCUUGAAUGUUAAUGUUGGUAUUGUUGCCUUAGUUAUGGGUUGGGAGAUGUCAUUGAUGAUCUGGAAACAUUGGUUACAAAACAAAAGACAAAUUUAA
This is a messenger RNA of Hansenula anomala, 1896 nucleotides long. RefSeq names its product Ytp1 family protein. Bases 1 to 1896 code for a protein of 631 amino acids. The record is from RefSeq and is a predicted model, not a curated record. NCBI's taxonomy places the organism in Eukaryota, Fungi, Ascomycota, Saccharomycetes, Phaffomycetales, Wickerhamomycetaceae. The transcript has a single exon.